Molecule: messenger RNA, 951 nt
Organism: Striga hermonthica
Lineage: Eukaryota; Viridiplantae; Streptophyta; Magnoliopsida; Lamiales; Orobanchaceae
Source: the annotation of a GenBank genome assembly
AUGGAGAACCAGAGCGAUAUCUCCGGCCGGCGCCGCCGCGAGAAGCCUUCGCCGUCGCCGUCUCGCCGGAGCUUGAAGAGGAAGCUCGAUGAGGAUCCCGACGGCGAUCGGCCGCAUCAGGAUCCAGCGCUCGAGGUGCGCGCUCAAGUCGAGAUCCUCGAUUCUGCUCUCUCGCCGUCAUACAAGGAUCGGUUGGCCGUGAAAAAGGCUAUCGACGUUCUUUCCUGCUUCGCGAGGAACGGUAUGUGGCCCGAGCAUCAACAUCACAUUGUUGAUGCAGGUGCUCUACCCUUUCUGGUGGAUCUUUUGAAGAGAUAUAGGGGUGUUUCAGAAUCUUGGGCAGUAAGUGGUGUUAUUAGGAAAGCAGCUAAUGCUAUCACUAACCUUGCUCACGAGAACGGCCACAUUAAAACCCGUGUUAGGGUUGAGGAUGGCAUCCCACCUCUUGUUGAAUUGCUUGAAUUUGCCGACUCAAAAGUACAAAAAGCUGCAGCUGGAGCCCUUCGAACCCUUGCUUUUAAAAAUGAUGAGAACAAAAACCAGAUUGUGGAAUGCAAUGCUCUGCCAACUCUUAUACUGAUGAUGCAUUCUGAGGAUACUGCCAUACACUAUGAAGCGGUUGGGGUCAUUGGGAAUUUAGUGCACUCAUCUCCAAACAUCAAGAGAGAAGUUCUUGCUGCUGGGGCUUUGCAACCUGUCAUUUCGUUACUUAGGUACGAUUGGUGUACGUACGCAAAAUUGCAAGGUAUUGUCGGAAGCGGCCGACGUCUGCACAUGCUGAGUCAGCGACGAUGCAUCCAGUGUCAAGAUUCUGUCAAUAAUAAGUGUACUGGAGAGAUUCAGGCGAUGCCGGAGGCCAAGGCAGCGGUAAAGGAUGUUGAGUUAUCCGAUCUGGUCGGGCCGCGAUAUGUGAGGAGGGAAGAUGUCGAAGGUGAUACGACGUCGCGAUGA